UAAUGCUGUGGUGAAAUAAAGGGGUGUAAUAGGUAGCACAAUAUUUGUGUUGCAUUUGGGCAUAUGUUUGGAAGCAGGUUGGUUUCUAUAUAUACAUAUGUAUGUCGUCCACAUUAUGUAACAAGAACACGGCGUCACGAUUAUGCAAAUAAGGCUAUAGUCAUGCACGCAACUGACUUGAUAACUUGGAAAAUAAACAUUUUUAACAAUUGGGACUGAUUUGGAAAUAAAUGUGAGAUGCAUCACAGCAACAUUCUAUUUUUAUGACAUUGGUUAGAUUAUAUAACGCCGAAUCUUUCAUAUGAUUGGUUCAAAAUGUUUUGCAAUUCACAACGUGAUCAUGUUGUCAUAAUUUAGGAUUGUAAUAAAAUAAAAUAAAAUAGAGGCAAAUGUACCAUAUGGUAUCUGAAGAGUUUAAUUGGCAGGAUCGGACUUUGUUUGCCGAACAUUUAUACUCCGUAAAGGCAUCUAUAAAAGCAGAAUGAGCAUAAGACAACCCAUCAUUUUAUUCGUCAUUUGAAGAGAACAACACUCUUUUCAAGAUGAAUUGGAAAUUUCUGUUCGUUGUCCUUGUAUUGGCGAUGCUCUUGGCCGAGAGCCAGUCGUACAGAUUCAAAAAACGUGGUCGUCGGGGUGGAUGGCGCAGAAGGAUUCGACGUUGGAGAAGAAGAUUUGGUCGCUGGCGCCGGCGUUUCCGAUUCAGGAGACGACACGAUGAAGAUGCUGCCCUUGUAACAACCCAACAACAACAAGCAAAGACCAGAGAAGACGCGAUUGACGAGUUGAAAUCGUUCAUGGAGGACGAACCAGAAGUUGCCAAUGACAUGUUGAUGCUUCUUGCAGAGUAUAUGAACGAUGAUGAUGAGGGUGAUGAGAUGGACGGAGAUGAUUACUCGGAGGAGGAUCCGGAAUACGAUGAAUAAAUGCAUGCCUAAAAUGAUUUCUUCUGUUCGACUUUUAUCACACCCGGAAUAAGGAAAUAUCAACUACAAUAAUUUUAAAUUUGAGAUCUAAAAUCGAAAUAAAUUCAAUAGUAGCAUAUAUA
Messenger RNA from Styela clava, 1045 nucleotides. RefSeq lists its product as uncharacterized. Lineage: Eukaryota; Metazoa; Chordata; Ascidiacea; Stolidobranchia; Styelidae. The record is from RefSeq and is a predicted model, not a curated record.